UUCCAAUCUACUUUCCUUCCUUUGCCACAAUAAUGGUCCGAAAAGGCUCCCCAAAAUAAUAGCCUCUUCUCAGUCCAUUUAACAAAGCCACCCAAAUUUCCAAUUUUACCCCCUUCCUUCGCUGCUUCCAUGAUCCUUCUCAUCAUCAUCGCAAAAAGCUUUGAAAAGUUCCUGAAUUUCUCAGAUACUCUCCCUUGGGGGGAAUAGGGAUCUUCCUUUGAAACCCUACUGGCAGUGGGUUCUUCACUUCUUCAGUUUUUCUUGUUUGUUCCUCUUUUUUGGAUUGUAUUUUUGCUUUUUUUUGGCUACCAAUCCUAUACAAAAUUUCCCUUUUCCUUUCAAAUUUUGAAACUUUGAACUUUUUUGAAACGUUUUGUUGAUGGGUGCUUGUUGGAGCAACCGGAUUAAGGCUAUUAAUCCUUCCAACACAGGGUUCACUUCUAGAAGUGUCAGCAGGAAUGGACAUGACAUCAGUUCAAGUAGCAGGAACUCCUCUGCCUCCAUAACUGUCCCUCCUCGAAGUGAGGGUGAGAUAUUACAGUCAUCUAAUUUGAAAAACUUUAGCUACAAUGAACUAAGAGCCGCCACAAAGAAUUUCCGGCCGGAUAGUGUCUUAGGCGAGGGAGGGUUUGGUUCAGUUUUUAAGGGAUGGAUUGAUGAGCAUUCACUGGCUGCUACAAAACCAGGCAUAGGAAUGAUUGUUGCCGUGAAGAGGCUUAACCUAGAUGGGCUCCAGGGUCACAAGGAAUGGUUGGCUGAAAUCAACUAUCUGGGGCAACUUCAGCAUCCUAAUCUUGUCAAGUUGAUAGGAUACUGCUUGGAGGAUGACCACCGGCUUCUGGUUUAUGAAUUUAUGCCUAAGGGUAGCGUCGAGAAUCAUCUGUUCAGAAGAGGUUCCUAUUUCCAGCCAUUCUCUUGGAAUUUGCGAAUGAAAAUCGCUCUUGGGGCUGCACGAGGUCUUGCUUUUCUGCAUAGUCCAGAAGUUCAAGUCAUAUACCGCGACUUUAAGACUGCAAACAUCCUCCUUGAUACUAAUUACAAUGCGAAACUUUCUGAUUUCGGGUUGGCCAGAGAUGGUCCAACAGGUGAUAGAAGCCAUGUCUCUACUCGGGUCAUGGGAACACGGGGAUAUGCGGCGCCCGAGUAUCUAGCAACAGGUCACCUCACCUCUAAGAGUGAUGUGUAUAGUUUUGGAGUAGUUCUUCUCGAAAUGAUAUCAGGGAGAAAAGCAAUAGACAAGAACCAACCAACUGGAGAGCACAACUUAGUUGAAUGGGCCAAGCCUUAUCUGUCGAAUAAACGCAGAGUUUUUCGUGUAAUGGAUCCUCGUCUUGAAGGCCAAUAUUCCCAGAGUCGAGCACAGGCAGCAGCCGCCCUUGCAAUGCAAUGUCUUGCGGUUGAGCCUAAGGCCAGGCCGAAUAUGGACGAAGUGGUAAAAGCAUUGGAGCAGCUUCAGGAAUCAAAAGACUCGCACAAAAGAAGCACUAAUCCGAAAGAGCAUCACACGCGUGGUUCCAGCCAUCUCAAUGGCCGUCAUGCUCCUGGCAAAGGCAGUGCAGAUGCUCCCAAAAUGGCCUCGGCUUAUCCACGGCCCUCAGUUUCUCUUCUUCAGUGAUGAAAGAGUUGUCAUUUGGCGAGAACCAAGCAGAGGUGCUAAGGACCAUAUUUAUGUAAGCAAUGGAAUGUAUAGUUUCUGUUAGACUGUUAGUCAUAUGUUGUAUUUUGAGUUACAUUAGAGUUUUGUUUUUCUGAGUCAUUGUUAGGCAUAUACGAGUCCCAUGUGAUAUGGGAAUUAUGAAUGAUGAAUCUCUAAGGUGUUCAUUCCUUUUGGACCCUUGUACAAAACAGUAAUGUUACUUUGAUUCUUCAUUAGAGUUGGGAAAAUCAGACAUGGUUUCAUUUGUAACUUA
Arachis stenosperma is the source of this 1910-nucleotide messenger RNA. Its product is annotated as probable serine/threonine-protein kinase PBL11. Lineage: Eukaryota; Viridiplantae; Streptophyta; Magnoliopsida; Fabales; Fabaceae. The record is from RefSeq and is a predicted model, not a curated record. Gene Ontology annotation, biological process: protein phosphorylation. Bases 380 to 1615 code for a protein of 411 amino acids. Gene Ontology annotation, molecular function: protein kinase activity; ATP binding. The transcript is spliced from 6 exons.